Messenger RNA from Suillus subaureus, 1052 nucleotides. RefSeq lists its product as uncharacterized. The coding region runs from base 198 to 944 and encodes 248 amino acids. NCBI's taxonomy places the organism in Eukaryota, Fungi, Basidiomycota, Agaricomycetes, Boletales, Suillaceae. The transcript is spliced from 4 exons. The record is from RefSeq and is a predicted model, not a curated record.
UACGCGUAAGCUGUCCUUGCGUUAUGGUCUCUUACCAUACUUUGACGUGAUGCUCGUGUCAAUUGCUGUCUAGCCGGCUGGCCGCGUCAGCCCGCACAGUGUUGGAAGGGCUCACGAUGACCUGAAGGGAUACUUAAACCCAAGUACACCAGUAGCACUCAGGACAACCCUUCAACCAACUUUAGCCACCUUCAAUCAUGAAGCUUAUCCUAACAGGUGUCACCGGUGCUGCUGGUAUCCAAAUCUUUCGUCAAGCAGUAUUAGAUGCAGCCAUCACGAAGAUCACAGUACUCUCUCGUAGAGCACUCCCAUCAUGGAUGGAUAUCCCCGAAAACGACAAGACAGAUGUUAUAGUUCUGAAAGACUUCUUGGAUUACCCUAGUGAUCUUCCUGCUCGUCUGGCAGAGCAUGACGCCUGCGUUUGGGCACUGGGGAAGAGCUCAGUAGGUCUGUCAGACGAGGAAUACACACGCAUCACAUACGACUACACCAUGCACUUCGUGAACUCCCUGCAAGAAACAAGGACGAAGGACAAAACGGGAGAGCCGUUCAGAUUUGUUUUCGUUUCAGGAGAGGGCGCAGAUCCAUCUGGAAAAAGCAACCUCAAGUUCGCGAGAAUCAAGGGCAUGACUGAAAAAGCUCUCUUUGAUCUCCCUCAGUCCUCCAACAUUACAGCAUCUGUCAUGCGACCUGCUUACUUCUUUCCCUCCAAAGAUCACCCAUCAGACCGAGAUAACAUUCGUUCAUCAACAGCAAAGGCUAUGGAUUGCUUCAUGACGCCCAUUAUGAAGACCAUCCUGCCCUCUAUGUAUACACCGAUUGAGGACCUCGGGCUUUUCGCCGUAGAGGCAGCUAAGGGCCGAUGGUCAGAUGAAAGGUUGUUUCCAAACUCAAAAAUGAGGGAGUUGAUCAAGGCGUUGCGCACUCUGGAAAUCCAGCAGUGAACAACAUUGGCAUUUAGAAGACUAAAUACACAUCAUGUCCCACAAUUACAUAUCAUUGCACGGCUGGAAUGUCCUAUAGUACACGGAUAUAUAUAAUGGUAUACAUCG